Bursaphelenchus okinawaensis is the source of this 3169-nucleotide messenger RNA. The record is from the annotation of a GenBank genome assembly. Lineage: Eukaryota; Metazoa; Nematoda; Chromadorea; Rhabditida; Aphelenchoididae.
AUGGUUGUGGAAUUACACACGUUAUGUCGCCUGUCUUCGGAAUUGAAGAAUAACAAAUUUGUUAUUCGUUAUCCCGAGUUCAAAGAGUUCCAGAUGAAUAUACAGUUGGAUAAGCUGGAACCGAAACAACGGUACGUUCCGAAAGUUUUGUAAACAAAGUUCUUGCCAUUUUAUGUUUUGUAAAGAAAGUUUUUGCCAUUUUAUGUUUUGUAAAGAAAGUUUUUGCCAUUUUAUGUUUUGUAAAGAAAGUUCUUGCUAUUUUAUGUUUUGUAAAUAAAGUUCUUGCUAUUUUAUGUUUUGUAAAGAAAGUUCUUGCUAUUUUAUGUUUUGUAAAGAAAGUUCUUGCCAUUUUGUUUUGUAAAGAAAGUUCUUGCCAUUUUGUUUUGUAAAGAAAGUUCUUGCCAUUUUGUUUUGUAUAGAAAGUUCUUGCUAUUUUAUGUUUUGUAAAUAAAGUUCUUGCUAUUUUAUGUUUUGUAAAUAAAGUUCUUGCAAUUUUAUGUUUUGUAAAGAAAGUUCUUGCUAUUUUAUGUUUUGUAAAGAAAGUUCUUGCCAUUUUAUGUUUUGUACAGUGUAUUUUUAGCGGAGAUUUCGCAUUGUUCAACGUAACAUUUUCGACGUAUUAUCGUAGUCCUGAAUGGUGGUACAUUGUAGUCGACGGCCACUUUCUUGAUGGUAAGUUUUAUAUUUGUAGAAAGAGGGAGAUGAGAAGCUAUAGUAAAUAUAAAAAAUGUUUUCAGAUUACCAGUGCAACGAGACCGCACCCGAGUUAAGUUUAACGUUUACUGGCCAACAAGUUUACUGCUGUGUCCUACCUUUUCGUACCGUAUCCUGCUCUACCUUAUCCUACCGUACCGUACCGUACCUUAUCCUAGUCUACCAUAUCCUAUCCUACCUUACCCUACCCAACCUUACCCUACUCUACCCUACCGUAAUCAAACUUAUUCUACCCCACCGUACUCUUCCUUAAACUGCUCUACCGUAUCCUUUCCUUGCGUACACUUUCCUUUUGUCUACCCUGCACUGUUCUACCUACUACCCGAAUCUUACCUUAGCCUUAGCUUAUCGCUACCUUUUUACUCAACCCUACUGUGCUGCCCUACCCACUUUACCCUACUUUACCUUACUCUAACUUAACUUACCCUACCUUACCCUACCCUACCCUAUUCUACAAUACCCUAUCUUACCCUACCCUACCCUACCCUACCCUACUCGACCCUACCCUACCCUACCCUACCCUACCCUACCCUACCCUACCCUACCCUACCCUACCCUACCCUACCCUACCCUACCCUACCCUACCCUACCCUACCCUACCCUACCCUACCCUACCCUACCCUACCCUACCCUACCCUACCCUACCCUACCCUACCCUACUCUACUCUACCUUACUCUAUUCUACUUUACCCUACCCUACUUUGUCCUAUUCUACCCUACCCUACCCUACCCUACCCUCCCUACCCUACCCUACCUUACCCCUACCCUACCCUACCCUACCCUACCCUACCCUACCCUACCCUACCCUACCCUACCCUACCCUACUCAUUUCAUAACUAAUAGUCCCCCUUAUCAGUUAGAAAAUGAGUAAAUGACCAGUAACCGUAACUUGUUUUAUGUGCCGAGCCCAGUCUGCCAGUUCCGCGUAUACGAACAGGAUUUGUUUCAACUGUUCAAGCUGACCAUUACACGCACCGGCCGAGUCUUUUUCCAAUCCGUGAUCUCAGUGCACGACAAAACACCACAUUACAUUGGUAAACUGGUGGCGCGGGACGGAAUACAGCCGCUGGUGGUGCACAAGGACGCAAACGGCUUUGACGAGGUCCGUGUCCCUAUGGACUGUAUAGGGCGCCAGCCAGAAUACUAUCUGGAGGGUAAGCUCCUUUUCCCAUUCGAUGGCGUUUCUGAUCACGUCUCGGACAAGGCCAGGUUCAUUGAAUUGCAUAAGAAAAAGCCUUUUAUACCCAAAAUAGACUCAUCCGACCCGAAGUCGUACAUGUGCAUGCUGGUGGUCAUCUUGAUGUACAUUAUGUAAGUUUUGGCUGGGUAGGGGAAAGAGUGUGGGUGAUUUUUUAAUGAGUUGAACAGCUUCGAAUGGGUAGCUUUUGGUAUGAAAAAAAAAUUUAGUUAACAAUUCAAGGAGAGGUAAAGUUAGGGCUUAGGACAUGAGGAAUGGUUCAGGCCUGAGGAAAAUUUUGAUCGGGACAAGCCUAACAUCAGGUCCGGCCCUAUCUUUCUUUCCUCAUGUCUAAUAGGGCAAAAGCUAUGGCUAGAGGUGGGGGCACGGCUUUUAUAAUAGAAGAAGGGUUAGGGGUAGGGGUAAAGCUAAGGUAAGGUAGGGUAGAAUAGGACAAAGUAGGGUAGGGUAAAGUAGAAUAGAGUAAGGUAGAGUAGGGUAGGGUAGGGUAGGGUAGGUUAGGGUAGGGUUAGGUUAGGUUAAGAAUAAGAUCAUGGGGGGACACGUUUAACUUUUUUCAAAAAGUUGGUAGGGUACAUUUUUAAAAAAGGUAGAAAUUAAAUAAGUUUUUGUACUUUUCCAAAAAAAAAUGUAAGAGGAAGGGGGGGGGGUAAAAAAUUUUUUUUAAAUUUUAUUUGAAAUUUCAGAGGCGUUACCUUUGGUGUGAUGAGUGCCAUUUGCUUUGUUUGGUUAUAUUUGGUGAAGGCGUACAAGAAACGAGUGAGUUUUUUUUUAUUUUGCUAGAACUUUCUUUACAAAACAUAAAAUGGCAAGAACGUUCUUUACAAAACAAAAAAUAGCAAGAACUUUCUUUACAAAACAAAAAAUAGCAAGAACUUUCUUUACAAAACAAAAAAUAGCAAGAACUUUCUUUACAAAACAAAAAAUAGCAAGAACUUUCUUUACAAAACAAAAAAUAGCAAGAACUUUCUUUACAAAACAAAAAAUAGCAAAAACUUUCUUUACAAAACAUAUUUUUCUAAUUUCCAGCUCGAAGAACCGCCCGAGCAGCAAACCCCCAAGAAGAGUAAGAGUUCCUUCGAGUCGAUUGAAGCAGCUGGUGAAGAUAAGUCGAACAAAGAUUCAGAAGACCAAAAGCCUGAAGAAUGCACCGAUCCAAAGUCCAAAAAACUGACUGAUCCACAUAAAGACGAGAAGUUGGUGUCAACGCACAAGGCGACCAACGAUGGCUUUGAGGAAACGUCUGAUAUGAUCUAA